Messenger RNA from Alternaria ethzedia, 1764 nucleotides. RefSeq lists its product as uncharacterized. NCBI's taxonomy places the organism in Eukaryota, Fungi, Ascomycota, Dothideomycetes, Pleosporales, Pleosporaceae. The record is from RefSeq and is a predicted model, not a curated record. Bases 1 to 1764 code for a protein of 587 amino acids. The transcript has a single exon.
AUGUGGCACCCUUUCGACAACAUAUCCGAGGAGCUCAUUGAUACCAUCGUCAGCCAGAUAUGCUGCCGACGCACACUAGCAGCCUUAUGCCGCGUGUCCAAACAACUCAACCGCAUCGCUACUCCAUAUCUCUACGAGAACAUCACGUUGUACUCGGAUAUAGGCGGAGAGGGAGCUCUGAGACACCUCCGCCCACUUGCGCACCGCUUUUUCGCCGAUCCGUCUUUUGCUGCGCUCGUGAAGUCUAUCGCCCUUCCAGAUGGUUGGGGAGUUUGUGAGAGCGCGCCUCGCCUUGACAAUCUCAAGGUGAAGCCAUGGCCAAGAAUCGAAACCCCCGAAACCGAGCAACUGUUAGAGCGAAUAUGUCGGGAAUACUACCUCGAUGAAACCAAGGCGCUGAGAAUGUACAUCAAGCUGUAUGCAGCUGAUGCGGACGUCAUCAUCACACUGCUCGUCGCGAAUCUCCCAAAUCUGGAGAGAUUAGACUUGGAACUCGGAGAGUUUCGUGACCAUAAGCUCUUUUGCAAAAUGAUCAAGGGGUCUGCCGGGCGCCUUGAGGCUAAGAAAGCGGCGUCACUUAAUUCGCCAGAAUCGUCCUUGUCUCCAACCGCCCCAUUGCCAAAACCUGUCGAUGUGUUCAUCAGAGAUUCUGAGGCUGGCGACGUUGAAUAUCUGGCAUCAUUCUUCUCCCUGCCGAAUCUUCGCUCCAUGUACGCAUUCAAGUUUGGGGAUGACGAUGAAAAUAUUAAUCUAAUGGAGAGAGACCCAUUCACCGUGUUGGAGCCGCACUCUUGUGGCGUGCAACACAUCGAGCUCAGAGCCUCCUCGCUGGCAACGCAUACGUUGCGAGACUUGAUCGACGCGACUAUACCGGGGAAACUCGAAGCUUUCCUGUACGAGAGGGCAGGUCCUUUCACGUCGCGCUCGGCGGAGCUUCCCUUUCUCAUGCGUUGUCUGGAAAAUCAUCAAGAUCACCUAGAGACUCUGGCGCUCGGUUACGAGGAGAUCGAGGGCCAUACGGUAUUUGAACAAACAUGGUGGGAGUUCUUUGACAGACGGCCGGAGGCCAUGUCAUUCACUUCAUUCAAGUCUCUUCGCCGCCUCCGAGUAGCGCCGGAAAUGAUCUGGGGAUACACCCAUGACGAAUGCACCGUCCAGGACGAGGAUGAGAUCAUGACAACUAUAGACAUGUUUUGGAAAGCCCUUCCAGCAUCCUUGGAAGAGUUUUGGCUUACACGGUCGCAAACCCAUUGGAUACCCGGCUUUCAAGUUUGGGAUCUCUGCAUCAUCCCGCGCAUCCUUAUACCUGCGCUCCAUCGUCUUGUGGAGCAAAGCAGCGAAGCAUGUCCCCAUCUCCGGUCAAUCCGCAUUGAACUCAGACCUACUCAUUGGGAUGCCCUGUGGCUAGACCUACUGGCCGAAUUCUGUCACGAGGCCGAAAGGAAAGGUAUAUACUGCACUGUCAUCUUCCUCCACAUUUGGCGUGGAAUUUCGUACGGUUCCGAAAAGAGUGAUACGUGCGAGCGCAAUUGGGGCUGGAAUGAAGAUUUUGAGUGGAGCGAGAUUUUCAUGAAUGCAAACAAGAUAUGGCGAAAAUAUAGCAUUCGUGCAGCGGACGAGGACGAUUUGAAGGGGAAGAUGCGGGCGCUCAAAUACGGCAUUUUCUUGGAACACACACGAGGACUCAUCGACCGCUGGAACGAUAGACACCUUGACGGUAACUCGUCGUUAUCUGUACAGCUCGACACCGACACUCAGGACUAA